AUUGGAAGAAUUAAUAUUGUUAAAAUGUCCAUACUACCCAAAGCAAUCUACUGAUUCAGUGCAAUCCCUAUCGAAAUUCCAGUGGCAAUUUUCACGGAAUUAGAACAAAUAGUUAUAAAAGUUAUACGGAACCACAAAAGAUCCUAAAUUGCAAAGCAAUCUUGAGAAAGACGAAGCUGGAGGUAUCAUGCUCCCUGAUGUCAAAGUAUACUACAAAGCUAUAAUUAUCAAAACAAUAUAGUAUUGGUAUAAAAAGACACAGAGAUCAGUGGAACAGAGUUGAGAACCCAGAAAUAAACCCAUUCAGAUUAAAUUCUCUCUGUUGCAGCUGUAUUGGAGUUCUGAGCCCAUCUGCUUUGUCAUUGCAUUUACAUGAGCAGUGUUCUCCAUCCUACUCUCCACAGUGCCAAGUUUGAAAUCACGGGGGUUGAGAUGCCCACUAUUGAAUGGCUCUAUGAGUAAGUGACUAAACUUGUCCAAACCUCAGUUUAGGAGAUAUUUUACCCAUUUCACAGGAUUAAAAUUACGGAAGAAUUAAUUGAGAAUUUUUUUUGGAAACUCAACAGUGAUACAUAAACGAUAAUUAUUUUAAUUAACUUCACUAUGGGGGGUGUCUGUGAAGUCAGGCAAGUCUUAUACGUUGUUGUCCUCUCAGUAAAUGUUUGAUAACAGCUGUUGUUUAUGUUCUGUACCAGCGCUUAACAGCCUCGCAAAGAGUAGAGUUUCAGUCACUUGACUGCUGAAUUAAAGUAGGGAGCUGGUAGAGGAGAGAGGUGUAAUUUUUAUACUGAGGAAAGUACUUGAAGGCAAAGUCUCAGUCUCCAGCCUCAAUGUUCAAGGAUUUAGGAUAGACAGGAAAGGUAGUUGAUAUUGGGUGAUGGAUGGUGGUAGGAGAGACAUUCCUGAAGUAGGGGAGGACCCCUGGCAAAGUUUUGCCUGAGGGCUAGAAAUCAAGCUUUGGAUGGUGAAGGGUUAAUAGCUUUCCAAGCCUGACCUUAUUUGCAUAUUACUAAAUUCUACCCUUCACAGUCAUUCUAAACACCCACGGAUUUGUGUAUUCAUAUCUGCCUACACAUUUCUAUUAUCUUUUUAUAUAUAUUUUUUCUAUUAUCUUUUUAAAAACACUUCAGCAUACCUGUGUCAUACUACUUGCACCACAAUUUUACAUAACUGGAUACAAAGAAAUCCAAAAUGAAAUAGCACAAGCAGCAAUUUAGGCAAGGCUGUUUAUAAUUCUACAGUUCAGUAACAUUGUCCGCAUAAAGGGCCACGGAUGAUCUUGGGUAUUUGCAAAUGCAAAGAGCUUUCCAAGGAGAAUGAAUAACAUUUUGAGUUCUGAGCAAAGGUGCACUGUACGUGCAAAAUGGAACAUAGCUGUCACCAGGCAGAGAACAGUAUUAGGAAUCUUACUUAUGGGGCGACCUUAACCUAAAAUGAUCUUAUACCUGACAGGGAAUGUAAGGGAAUGAGGUGAGGAGAUAAGCCCACGAUUCAGCCAAGGAAGGGCUCUCUUUUCCCUUGUUAAGUUCUGCAUUUUAACUUCAGGAAAGUGAAGGGUGUUUGGACAGAUCCCAUUGACUGCUGCUCAACAAGGAUCCCCUCUUCUGUUGCUGGAUUUCUAACAGGGUAGCAAUGUGUGUGGCCUCCAGGGAGGAACUGAUCCGAGCUAGUCCUGGCAACCCUGGUAUUCUCCGCUAGGUACAUGAAUACACUGGUUCCCAGCUUCUCAGUUCUGGCCACUGAGAUGUAAGAGAGUCUGCUGGGUUCUUCUGAGAAUUAUUUUAUUUCAUAAUAAAAAGAGACGAAGAGGGUCCCUCCCUCCCUCCCUGCUUGGAUGAGUACUUGAUGUUUAGUGAAGCAGGAGCCAUUCUGUGUUCAAGAAGGAGAGGCCAGGAGAAUCUGAAAGGCAACAACCCAGGCCCCUGUCACUGAACUGCUCAGGGACCCCUGGAACCUAAUUGUUUCAAGGUGGUUCUGUAAAUAGUAACUCUCUUUAUGGUGACUUUUCCCCAGUCAGGAAAGGCGGUUCCGGGCUUCAAGUCUUUCCAGUCAAACUGAAGUUGAACAGAAGGGGACUGCCUUGUGCUGAACCAAAGGACAGUACAGAUGUAAUAAGGCCGUUCAGCUCAGGACAUUCCCUGGAACGCUUUCUCCUGAGAGCUGACUGCUCUCAAAACAUAGGUAUUGGGAUAAUGGUUACACACGUGACUUCCGUCUUCUCCAGUUCACACAGUGAAGACACCAUUCAGAAAGUCUGUCAGUGUACUAACAUUUAUUAAAGACCUCGUGAGCCCCAGCUGCCACUAUGUGCUGGGCACUAAAGACACAAGCUAGAGGCUCUGCCUUCUGGGAGAGAGACAUGAAAUAAAUAUUCCACCAGAAAGUAAUGACAGUUGGGAUCAGUGCUGCCUUAAGGGUGCCCUGAGCGUGAGUAACUGGGAUGCAGGGGUGGGGAUGGCAGCAGUGACCAGAGGAGGCUCCCCCGAGCGAGGGGCAAGGAAACCAGUCACCCUCUUCCUGGUCUGCCUGAGGAUUCUUCAAGUGAGAAGCAAAGAGAGCAGGAGGGAUGGAGAGGACGAGAUACCAAGAAACGGAGGCAGAAGAAAUGACGGAACUUGGUGAUGAAUCCAUGCGGAAGCGAGAGGGGUUAGAGCCAAGGCCUCUCAGUGGCCAGAACCGAGGGCUGGGCACGAGUGUUCAGGGAUCUGGCCCACAGGCCGCUGGCCUGGGCUACCGGGUGGAUGGACGCACAUGCGCACACUCAUCAGUGUGGUCGACUGCAAAAGCGGACCUCUUCUCCUACCCCUCUCUGCAUCCCAGCCCUCUCAAAUGUGGCUCUGCAGCUCUCUCCACCAAGGAGUGGAGUGCACUUCCCUCCCCUGGGGUGUGGGCUGGCACCACGACUUGCUUUGGCCAAGAGAAGGCAGCAGGCAUGAUGGGUUCCUCCCGGAGCCUAGGUCUCGGGAGGCCUGCUGACACUUCCACUCACACUCUUGGAACUCUGCCCAGCCACCAUGAUCCUGGCCCGCCUUCUGGGUGAGGAGAAACAGUGGCUCAGCCACUGCCCCUCCCACCACCGCAGCCGGCAGCCGGCCAGCUGCCUGAGGACACCAAUCUGGAGCCACCAGCCAGCCCCCACCCCCAUCGCCCCUAGCCCGCUGCCACCAGCCCUCUACGGAUGCACGGAAGAAUGAAAGCCUGCGGCCAACACCAGCUGAGCCGGGCCUGGAUUAGGAUAACCACUGCCCUGACCUGCAGACUGGAUGGAGGGGGCCGCCAGGGCUACGCAGGCACAGCAGAGGCCGGAUCUCCAGGGCCCGGAGGCCGGAGCAGCGUAGGCCCCCGGCAGAGCGCGUCAAGCGGGUGCGCGCGCCGCGGUGACGGUGCCCUGGGCUCUCCGGCUCCGCCCCCUCCGCGCCGCUGCUGGAAGGGGCGGGAAGAGGAGGAGCCGGAGGCGGCCGUGGGGCCCCCAGCGCGCCCAGCCCUUUAAAAGCCGCCGGCCGGGCUCGCCGCACCGGCGGCCGAGGUCCCCGCGCACCGGAGUCCCCGCGCUCCACCGCGCGCUUCAUGCGGCCGCCUACCAUGUCCGGACACUUUCUGCUCGCACCCAUCCCCGAGUCCUCCUCCGACUACCUCCUGCCCAAGGACAUCAAACUGGCCGUGCUGGGCGCCGGCCGCGUGGGCAAGAGCGCAAUGAUUGUGCGCUUCCUGACCAAGAGAUUCAUUGGCGAUUAUGAGCCGAACACAGGCAAGUUGUACUCGCGGCUCGUGUGCGUGGAGGGAGACCAGCUCUCCCUGCAGAUCCAGGACACUCCCGGGGGCAUCCAGGUCCAAGACAGCCUCAGCCCGGCAGUCGACUCCCUGUCCAAGUGCGUGCAGUGGGCAGAGGGCUUCCUGCUGGUCUAUUCCAUCACGGACUAUGACAGCUACCUGUCCAUCCGCCCCCUGUACCAGCACAUCCGGAAGGUCCACCCCGACUCUAAAGCCCCCGUCAUCAUCGUGGGCAACAAGGGGGACCUUCUGCACGCCCGACAGGUGCAGACCCGCGACGGCAUCCAACUGGCCAACGAGCUGGGCAGCCUGUUCCUGGAAAUUUCCACCAGUGAAAACUACGAAGAUGUCUGUGAUGUGUUUCAGCAUCUGUGCAAAGAAGUGAGCAAGCUGCACAGCCUCGGUGGGGAGAGGAGGAGAGUCUCCAUCAUCCCCCGGCCGCGCUCUCCCAACAUGCAGGACCUGAAGAGGCGCUUCAAGCAAGCUCUGUCCUCCAAGGCCAAGGCCCCCUCCUCCCUGGGGUAGACCCAUCUGCGCCGGAUGGACUCGUCCCCUUUUUAUCACGCAUUCAUGCAGCUGAGAAGACUGGGGGUCACCCUUUUUAAUCACACAUUCAGAGUUUAUUUUUAUACAAACUAUUAGUUUUCAAGUGUAUGUUUAUUUCUGAAAAUUCAAACGGUGAUUGCCUAGAAGUUGGAUAGUUGUUUUUUUAAUAAAAGAUUUUUUUAAAACUGUAACUGCUGGCCACUUUUCCAUUAAAGGCAAAUGGCAACAUUG
This is a messenger RNA of Aethalodelphis obliquidens (Pacific white-sided dolphin), 4548 nucleotides long. It is a transcript of the gene RASL11A, whose product is annotated as RAS like family 11 member A. NCBI's taxonomy places the organism in Eukaryota, Metazoa, Chordata, Mammalia, Artiodactyla, Delphinidae. Gene Ontology annotation, molecular function: GTPase activity; GTP binding. The transcript has 5 exons. The record is from RefSeq and is a predicted model, not a curated record. Bases 3568 to 4296 code for a protein of 242 amino acids.